AUGUCCUCUGGCUUCCUCCCACCAUCCGACUACAAAACCCCACCAUGGCCCUCUCUCUACUGGCCUGUCACCGACCCCCUCAACCAUGGCUACUUCAUCGGGAGUCUUGUCGGAUUGGCGAUAGCGGCGAUCUACAAUGCAGGAGCAUAUCGCAUGUCGACAUGGGUGCCCAUGCUAUGGGGACUCAUCCAAGCCCUCGUCGUCAUCAUGGGGUCCUACUCCACCGUCACCACCAUCCUCUAA
Linnemannia hyalina is the source of this 243-nucleotide messenger RNA. NCBI's taxonomy places the organism in Eukaryota, Fungi, Mortierellomycota, Mortierellomycetes, Mortierellales, Mortierellaceae. The record is from the annotation of a GenBank genome assembly.